This is a messenger RNA of Myiozetetes cayanensis, 4837 nucleotides long. RefSeq names its product zinc finger protein 721-like. The transcript has 5 exons. Gene Ontology annotation, biological process: regulation of transcription by RNA polymerase II. Gene Ontology annotation, molecular function: RNA polymerase II cis-regulatory region sequence-specific DNA binding; DNA-binding transcription factor activity. The coding region runs from base 297 to 4670 and encodes 1457 amino acids. The record is from RefSeq and is a predicted model, not a curated record. Lineage: Eukaryota; Metazoa; Chordata; Aves; Passeriformes; Tyrannidae.
GCCCCGCUGAGCGCUCAACCCCCGCACCCCACGGAACCCCCCGGGACCCCCGCAAACCCUCCUUGAACCCCCUGGAGCCACCAUGCAGGACAGCGUUGACCCCCACUGUGCCCUGGGUCCUACCGUGGCCAAGGUGGAGCUGGAGGAGAUGCAGGCACCGGGAUGUGCCAGCUCAGUGUGGCCGGUGGUCCCCAAGGUGGAGGUGACCCCUGAAGGUGAUGGGGACAAUCUGGAAGACCCGGAGCUCCACGGCUCAGGGCACUGGCUGGUGCGGAAGGUGAAGGUGGAGGAGGAGGAUGAGGACGAGGCCUGGGCAGCCGGAACUGAGGCCCCCUGGCUCCGCAGCCGCUUCCUGGCGCCGUCCCCCCCAUCCUGCUGGGACACCCGGAAUCGCCGGUGCCUGCAAAGCGGAGGAACCGUGCCCGGAGGAGCUGGGAUACGGAGUGCUGCCAACCUGGGGGCUGGGGCAGCGCCUGGAUGGCACCGGGAUCGGGAUCGGCUUCAGCACCGGGAUCGGGAUCGGCCCUGGGAUCGGCAUGGGCCUCGGGAUGGGCCCCGUCCCCGUGGGGCACGAGCGCUGCCCCCAGCUCACCCCGCGGCCCUUCUCCUGCUCGCAGUGCGGGAAGGCCUUCGGGAAGAAGGCGCACCUGACGCGGCACCUGCGGGUGCACACGGGCGAGCGCCCCUUCCCCUGCCCCCACUGCGGGCGCCGCUUCCGCCAGCGCAUCCACCUGCGCUCCCACCUGCGGACGCACACCGGGGAGCGGCCCUACCCCUGCCCGCGCUGCGCCCGCCGCUUCCGCAAGAAAACACACCUGGACCGGCACCUGCGCACCCACACCGGGGAGCGGCCGCACCCCUGCCCGCGCUGCGCCCGCCGCUUCGCCCACCGCCAGCACCUCCUGCGCCACCUGCGCCUGCACGGCGAGCCUGCCCAGGGGCACCGCGACGGGCACGGGGAGGUGCCCCCCGAGGAGAAGCUGCUGCCCUGCCCGGGCUGCGAGAUGAGCCUCACCUGGAAGCAGAGCCCGGCGUCGCACCCGCGGCUGCACGCGGGGCUGGCACCGGUGCCGGGGGAUGGGAAUGGACACCUGGAUGGACACCCGGAUGGGGGCGGGGACAGGGAUGUCCCUGCCGAGGAGAAGCCUCUCCCUUGCUCCCAGUGCGGGAUGAGCCUCAGCUGGAAGCAGAGCCCGGCACCACACCCGUGGCAGCACCUGGAGAACCGACCCCUGGGCUGUGCCGAGUGCGGCCACGGCUGCGCUCAGGACCCCCAGCACCCACUGCAGGCACCCAGUGCCCGGGACCCCCAGCACCUGCCACAGGUGCCCAGUGCCAAGUGUGGCCGUGGCCGCACCCAGGACCCCCAGCACCCGCCGCAGGCGCCCAGUGCCCAGGACCUCCAGCACCUCUCACAGUCCCCACAGGUGCCCGGUGUCCAGGACCCCCAGCGCCUGCCAGAGGUGCCCCCCAGCCAGAGCCCCUUCACCCAGAACCCCCAGCACCUGCUGCAGGUGCCCAGCACUGAGCACCCCUUCACCCAGGACCCCCAGCACAUGCCCCAGGUGUCCCCUGCCCAGUGCCCAUUCGCCCAGGACCCCCAGCCCGCCCCACAGGCACCCCCUGCCCAGCGCCCCUUCUCCUGCCCACAGUGCGGGCGCGGUUUCGGGCGCAAGGCUCACCUGGCGCGGCACCUGCUGGUGCACACGGGCACCCGCCCCCACGCCUGUGCCCGCUGCGGGCGCCGCUUCAGCUCCAAGACCAACCUGGGCCGGCACGAGGCCGUGCACACCGGGCUGCGGCCCCACCGCUGCACCCGCUGCGGCCGCGGCUUCACCCGCAAGACUCACCUGGAGCGCCACGAACGCACCCACGGCCGCACUGGCCCCGGCCCCUUCCGCUGCGGCCAGUGCGGGAAGGGCUUCCGGCAGAAGCAGAGCCUGGUGACGCACGAGCGGAUCCACACCGGGGAGAAGCCGUUCCGGUGCGGGGACUGCGGGAAGAGCUUCAGCCAGCGGCCCAACCUGCUCACGCACCGGCGGGUGCACACAGGCGAGCGGCCCUUCCCCUGCGCCCAGUGCGGCAAGAGCUUCUCGCAGAAGGCCAACCUGCUGGCCCACCAGCGCAUCCACGGCGCCCACCCCGACGAGGGCAAGGCGCGGGCGCGGCCGGCGCGGGGCUGCGCCGAGGACACGCCCUUCGUGUGCCCCGAGUGCGGGAAGAGCUUCCGGCAGAAGCCCAACCUGAUCACGCACCGGCGCAUCCACACGGGCGAGCGGCCCUUCUCCUGCUUCCUGUGCGGCCGCAGCUUCAACCAGAAAACCAACCUGGUGACGCACUACCGGGUGCACACAGGUGAGCGGCCCUUCGCCUGCGCCCAGUGCGGCAAGCGCUUCACCCAGAAAACCAACCUGGUCACGCACCAGAGCACCCACACCGACCUGCGCCCCUUCCCCUGCGCCCAGUGUCACAAGUGCUUCAAGGACAAGGUGUCCCUCAAGGCCCACCAGAAGACGCACGUCCCCCGCCAGCGCCGCUGCCUCGCGCGCGGCCCGGCCCCCGCCGCGCCCUUUGGGGCUGCGCCCGCCCUGCUGCCCCCCACACCCACCCCACAGGACACCCCCUUCGCCCCUCUCCCGCCCGCCCCAAAGCCCCCUGAGGGCACCGAGCUGUUCCCCUGUGAAGAGAAGGGCUUUCCCCCCCCGCCCCCAGGCGAGCCUCCCUUCCCCUGCACCCACUGUGCUGAUGGCUUCUGCCCCAAGGUGCCCCUGCUGCGGCCCCCUGAGGUGCCCCCAAACUUCUCCCCCGGCCCCCCCCUCCUGGGGCCCCAGGGGGCGCAGCCAGGGCUGGGGGACGCCACAGCCCCCCCAGAGAAGCCCUUCAUCUGCAACCAGUGCGGGAACAGCUUUGGGCUCUGGCUCGCCCUCGUUGCCCACCAGAAGAGCCACGCGGGGCACAAGCCGUGCCCCGGGGCCCCCCCCGAGCCCAGCCCCGGUGCGGAGCUGCCCCCUGGGUCCCCCCCGGCACGGGCAGGCGAGGCUCGGCCCUGGCCGUGCCCCGAGUGCGGGCGCAGCCUGGCGCAGUGUGAGCGGCUGCUGCGGCACGGGCACGGCGCCGGCGGGCGCGGCCCCUUCCGCUGCGACACCUGCGGGAAGCGCUUUAGCCUCAAAACCAACCUGGCCACACACCAGCGCAUCCACACAGGUGAGCGGCCCUUCACCUGCGGCGUCUGCGGCCGCCGCUUCAACCAGAAGGGCAACCUGGUGACGCACUACCGAGUGCACACGGGCGAGCGGCCCUUCGCCUGCACCCAGUGCGGGAAGCGCUUCGCGCAGAAGCCCAACCUGCUGGCCCACCAGAAGACCCACCUGGGCCGCCAGCCCUUCACCUGCCUCGAGUGCCCCAAGCGCUUCAAGAGCAAACUGUCUCUGCGGGUGCACCAGCGGGUGCACGCGGGGCCCCCCGGCACCGCCCCCGGCAGCGCAGACCCCGCCGGGGCCCCCUUCCCCUGCGGGCCCUGCGGGGAGGCCUGCGGCGAGCACGGGGGGCUGCCGGUGAACCCGCGCGGGCGGCCGCACUCCUGCCCCGAGCAGCGUCGCCCCUGCGCCGAGCACCAUCACCCCUGCACGGAGCAGCACCGCGCCUGUGCCGAGCAGCUGCACACCUGUGCCAAGUGCCCCUGCGCCAAGCGGCUGCACCCCUGCCUCGAGCAGCCCCGCCCCUGCGGCGAGCAGCCCCACGCCUGCGAGCGGCCCCACGCCUGCGAGCGGCCCCACACUUGUGAGCGGCCCCACACCUGUGCCGAGCAGCCCCACGCCUGCGAGCGGCCCCACACCUGCGCCGAGCAGCUGCACCCCUGUGCCGAGUGUCCCCACGCCUGCGCCGAGCGGCCCCACGCCUGCACCAAGCAGCCUCACGGCUGUGCCGAGCACCCUCGCGCCUGCGUGGAGCAGCCCCACGCGUGCGGCGAGUGCCCCCACACCUGUGCCGAGCGGCCCCACCCCUGUGAGCAGCCGCUGCCCUGCGCCGAGCAGCCCCAGCCGUGCCCCGAGUGCCCCCACGGCUGCGCCGAGCGGCCGCACACGUGUGCCGAGUGCGGGAAGCGGUUCCGGCAGAAGGUGAACCUGGCCGUGCACCUGCGCACGCACACGGGGGAGCGCCCGUUCCGCUGCGCCGACUGCGGCAAGGGCUUCAGCCAGAAGGCUCAUCUGCUGCGGCACCGCCGCACCCACGGCGCCGGCCUCGUGCCCGCCUGCUCCGCCGGGGACCCCCUGGGCAAGGGCCUGGAGCCCCCGGCCCUGCUGCUGCCCCCCUGCUCCCGCGGGGCCCCCCCGGCCCGGCCCGACAGCCCCUCGGGUGCCGCCGACAUCCUCCUGCAGCUGAUGCAGGACGAGCACCCCCCGGGCCCCGGAGCCCCCCCGGUGCCCCUGUGCAAGUGCCCGGGGGAGGGUCCGGGCCCCAGGGCACCGGGGCUGCCCCCCCCUUGCUGCUGUGCCGCCUGCCUGGCCCCCCGCCCUCCCGAGCCACCCCGGGGGCAGCUGUGGGCCAAGGCUGGGGGCUGCACGCGGGCCUUUGAGGAGAAGCAAGUGCCGGGAGUGCCAGGAGCGGCGGGAGCGCCGGAGCAGGAGCGUGUCGAGGAGAAACCAGCCCCGUGUCCCAGCUGUCUGUAACCCCCUGAGACCUGCACAGGGAUGUGCACCACGAUGCACACCGGGGCCCCUGCCAGGACCCCCACCCCUGCCAGGACCCCCACCCCUGCCCCCUCACUGGGACCCUCACUGGAACCUUCCCUGGCUGCCUGUGACCCACAGCAGGACCUGCACUGGGACCUGCCCUG